Molecule: messenger RNA, 4074 nt
Organism: Mizuhopecten yessoensis (Yesso scallop)
Lineage: Eukaryota; Metazoa; Mollusca; Bivalvia; Pectinida; Pectinidae
Product: annexin A6-like
Exons: 26
Coding region: 141-3446 (1101 amino acids)
Cellular component (GO): cytoplasm
Molecular function (GO): calcium ion binding; calcium-dependent phospholipid binding
Source: RefSeq, a predicted model, not a curated record
CAACACAAACAACCAUAAACAGUUGGGAAUAUUAUCAUAAUAACGAGAGAUAGCGUCGAAUUCUCCGUAUCUUUUUAUUUACAUCAAGGACAAAUCUAUUUGAGAAUAUUUGUGAGGCUCCUGAAGAGUGAACUACAAUCAUGCCGAGCGCCGGGGCUGUCUGUCCCCCUAUGAUAGCUCCACUCAGAAAAGCUAUACCAGGCCUGACUGGAAAUAAAAUUGACACAUCAACCUUGAUUGAAUUAUGUACAGAAACGACAGAAUGUAAGAUAUUUUUCACCUCAGAUGGUACAAAGCCAAACCCGUUCCAGCGCAAGGUUGCUGGGCGAGAGGUGACCUUCAAAUACAUCGGACCCUUUACCCUAAAACCUGGCAAGAGGGUAAUCAAGACCAUCGCUGUAGCAAGAGAUGGAUUGCGUGAGAGUGAUGUUAUGUCCAAGCAGUUUCACGUGGAGGACAUUGGCCGACUAACACAGCACCUCACGGAGGACACCACGACGACAGACGACAACUCAGGGUUCUUCGACACAUCAGACCAGGAUAGCGAUUCGACAAUAAAACCCAAAACUAAGAAGAAGAAAAUUCCUAAAAAGAGCAAGUCUCCAGUCCGUACGAAGUCUCCACUGCGUAAAUCCCUUACGAAAGCCCCUAGAGAGGCGUGGGCCAGUGAAGCGGUUCUGUCUGAUACGCUUGGUUUAGCAUCUGAUGGGUCAUACCCUUCACCACAAAUUCCUGACGGUCCCUUUAAUCCUACAAACUAUUCUGGGACCCAGAUCAAUGUGUGGGGAGGGGCAAUACCCACACAGAUCCCUGGGGUGGGGCCAAGUGUUCCCCCACCCCCUUAUCCAACACAGUAUGGAUACCUAACAGAAAGCAUGAUUAAUACCUGUAACCCUGACGCUAAAUAUGUGACAGUUGGAGAUAUAAGGAAAAUGAUGGGCAACAAAAAGCCCCCUCUCGAGCCCCCUAAACCUGUAGAGGCUCCUCCGCCCCAAAAACCAGCGAUUGAGUAUCCUAUGUAUCAAGACCCAGCCCUGAAUGCUGUCAGUCCUGGCAAAGGUGAUUUUAAAGAUAACAUCAUGCACAUUUACGCACACAUGUUGGAAUACGCCAAAAACACCAAAGAGUUCCGACUGAGAGUUUCUGAACCAAAAAUGGGAAAGAUGCACGAAGCCAAGUUUGAAGAUGAAGGAGAUGGCUACAAAAUUACGGUCGUCAUGGCGAAACCAGGAAUUCCACGAGGCUCGGUGAGAAAGCAACCGAAGAUUGAGACCUUCAAGAAACCUCCUCCAGUGGAGAAAACUAACGGUAAACCAAAGAAAAAGGAGAAAGAAAAACCACCACCACCUAAAUCUGAUCCCUUCUUUGCCAUGGAAACGGAAGACCUACAGACUGAAGGUACUGUGAAGCCUUACGAUAAGUUCAAUGCAGAGCAGGACGCCGAAGUGCUGAGAAAUGCCAUGAAAGGACUUGGAACUGACGAAGAGGCAAUAACCAAUGUGCUCCCUUAUAGAUCUAAUCCACAACGUCAGGAAAUCCGGUCCACAUUCAAAACCAUGUUCGGCAAAGACUUGAUUGAGGAUUUAAAGAGUGAAUUGAGUGGCCAUUAUCUAGACACGUGUAAGUCCUUACUGAUGGCCCCCGCAGAGUAUGACGCCUACCAACUACACAAAGCCAUCAAGGGACUAGGUACAGACGAAGAUGUCCUGAUUGAAAUUCUCUGUACACGAUCUAACGCCCAAAUCAAAAUGAUAAAAGAAAUGUAUAAAUCAAAAUAUAACAAGGAACUAGAAAAGGACAUCAUUGGUGACACGUCUGGAAAUCUGAAGCGUCUUCUGGUGUCACAGGUCCAGGGAAAUCGAAGUGAAAGCAAGGAGGUUGAUCGCAACAAAGCCAAACAGGACGCCAAGGCUCUGUACGAGGCAGGCGAGAAGAAAUGGGGAACAGACGAGUCCCGCUUCAACGUGAUCCUGGUGUCACGCAGCUACCCCCAACUACGCGCAACGUUCGAUGAAUAUGACAAGCUGUCCAAAAAGGACUUCGAGGAGGUGCUCAAGAGUGAGAUGUCGGGAGAUUUGCUCAGUGGCAUGAAGACUAUCGUACGAUGCGUGAGAAACAAGGCGGGUCACUUUGCUCGUCAGCUGCAGAAAACGAUGAAAGGAAUUGGCACUGAUGAUGAUACUUUGGUGCGGGUGGUGGUCAGUCGGUGUGAGAUUGACAUGGUCCAGAUCAAGGAAGAGUUUGAAAAACUAGCUGGUCAAACGCUUCAACAGUAUAUAGCUGAUGACCUGAGCUCCGAUUAUCGUGAUGUCAUCCUGUCUCUAGUCAUGGGAGGACCUCCCCCAGACAGGGCCACAAAAUCUGGCAAGGGCUUUGUGGAGGCUGUGAAAUACAAGACAGAAGAAGAAUUAGAUGAACAAGUACGGAUGGAGACGGAAAACAUCCAGGAGGAUCCUACCCUUAAACCCGCGGAGAAUUUCAAUGCUGAAAAUGAUGCUGAAGUAUUAAAGAAGGCUAUGAAAGGAUUUGGUACUGAUGAAAAGUCUAUCAUCAAUGUACUGGGAUUCAGAUCUAACGAACAGAGGAUGGAGGUUGUAAAGACAUUCAAAACCAUGUUUGGGAAGGACCUGAUCAAGGAACUUGACGGUGAGCUCAGUGGAGGACUAAAGGUACUGUGUCACGGUCUGUGUAUGACCAGCCCAGACUUUGAUGCCAUGAACCUAAAUAAGGCUAUCAAGGGCCUCGGCACAGAUGAGCAAGUGCUUGUGGAAAUUAUCUGUACUCGGUCUAACGCACAGAUCACGGCCUUCAAGGCGUCUUACAAAACUAUGUAUAGCAAGGAAUUGGAGACGGACGUCGCUGGCGACACAUCAGGAAACUUCAAACGCCUGCUGAUAAGCUGUCUCCAGGCAAACCGUGACGAGAGCAAGGAGUUUGACCGCAACAAGGCCAAGCAAGAUGCACAGGCCUUACACGAAGCUGGUGAGAAGAAAUGGGGGACAGACGAGUCCCGAUUCAACGUGAUCCUUGUCUCCCGCUCGUACGCACAGCUCCGUGCUACCUUCCAGGAAUACGCUAAACUGGCCAACAAAGACAUUGAUGACACGCUGAAGAGCGAGAUGUCAGGCGACAUUCUCAAGGGCAUGUUGGCCAUCGUGCGCUGUAUACGGGGCAAGCCAUCACACUUUGCCGAUGAGUUGUAUAAGUCGAUGAAGGGUCUUGGGACUGAUGAUGACCGUCUGUGCCGAAUCCUCGUGUCGCGAUGUGAAGUGGACAUGGUCCAGAUCAAAGAGGCCUUCCAGCAAGCCUACAAACAGACGCUUGGCAUGUUUAUUGCUGACGACGUGUCUGGUGAUUACAAGGACCUGAGUUUGGCUCUGAUUGGUGAGGGCUCAACCAGUGGUAAAGAUUCCACAGAAAAGAAAAGCAAAAAGGGAUGGUUUUAAUCAAAGGACUCUGGUAAAGAAUGGGUGUCCUUUGUGUUUUUAACUGAAGAAUGAAUGGACAGUUUCAGCAUGAAAGACAAACUUUAUUAUCUCUGGUGUUCAGAGGGAGUUAUUAGGUUCAACUUGCCUUGCUUUUAAAAGAUAUCCAUAGUUUUUAGCAUGAUUAUGAUAUAUUUUAUGCUGUGUGGGACUAGUUUGCUUUUAAAUGGCAAUAGACGCUAAUGAACUUCAUUUUGGUUUUAAGGGUUUCAAGAUAGGAAAAUAAUGGGAGUAGUGAAUAAUAAGAUUAUUGUAAGAGUAUGUAGUUAGGAAAUGGACAAAUUGAUGCUGAUAGAGGUUAGGGGUCACAAAAUAUUUCUGCUUACCCUUUAUGUAUUUAUAUGUUGAAUAGCCUUAAGAUGUAUUUAAUUAAUAUAAUAAAUAUGUAAUGUAAAUAUUGCAUAUUGUUACAGGUUGAUCAAAUUAGCUGUGAUUAAGCAUACAACUGCCCAAAUUGUAAGGUUUAAAUCCAUUUCUAUCAUUUGUUAAACUUGACUUAAGAGAGGUAGCAUCCACGAUACUCCAGGGGUUACGCUCACCUCCGCUCUCUACACCCCUGGAAUAUUUCAUAGCAAAAUCGAAGGCACAA